Molecule: messenger RNA, 1962 nt
Organism: Momordica charantia (bitter melon)
Lineage: Eukaryota; Viridiplantae; Streptophyta; Magnoliopsida; Cucurbitales; Cucurbitaceae
Product: pyruvate decarboxylase 1
Cellular component (GO): cytosol
Molecular function (GO): magnesium ion binding; pyruvate decarboxylase activity; thiamine pyrophosphate binding
Source: RefSeq, a predicted model, not a curated record
AUGGGCAGGGAUAGUUCCAUUGAUUCCGACGAUGAAGAUGAAAACGAAGCCAUGUCUCGGGAGAAUGUUCUUGUAGGAAGCCAUAGCGAAGACGAAGGAAUUUUUGGCUGUAUUUGCAAACGGCCUUUCUUGUUCCUCUAUAAAUUUAUCGGACGGGUGCCUUGUGACUACGAAGCCCCAGCUAUGGCCACCGACGCAUCGACGCUAGGCCACUAUCUCGGCCGCCGCCUCGUUGAAAUCGGCGUUUCCGAUAUUUUUGCCGUUCCGGGAGACUCCAUUCUUUCACUACUCGACUAUUUCGCGGCGGAGCAAGGCCUGAAUCUCGUCGGCUGCUGCAGCGAGCUGAAUGCCGGCUACGCGGCUGAUGGCUACGCCAGGCGCCGCGGCGUCGGAGCCUGCGCUGUCACCUUCACCGUCGGCGGCCUCAGCCUGAUCAACGCCGUCGCCGGAGCUUACUCCGAGGACCUUCCGGUGAUUUGUAUUGUGGGUGGGCCCAACUCCAAUUAUUAUGGGACUAAAAACAUUCUCCACCAUACCAUUGGAUCCCCCGAUUUCAGUCAAGAACUCCGCUGCUUCCGAAAUUUUACCUGUUAUCAGGCCAUUAUUGAGAGUGUGGAGGAGGCACAGUGGCAGAUAGACACAGCAAUUUGUAAAUGUUUGGAAGAGAGCAAACCAGUUUACAUCAGCAUUUGCUGCAAUUUGGUCGACAUUCCUCAUCCUUCCUUCUCAAUGCAACCACUCAUCCCACUCUCCAUCUCUCCCAAGGAAAGUAACCAGAUGGGUUUGGAGGUGGCAGUGGCCCAGGCGGCGGAGCUGCUAAAUAGCGCCGUAAAACCAGUGAUGGUCGGCGGGAGGAAGCUGAGACCCGCCGGAGCCGGGGCGGCGUUCCUCGACCUCGCCGACGCUUGUGGCUAUGCCGUCGCCGUUACGCCGUCGGCGAAAGGCCUGUUUCCGGAGACUCACCCUCACUUCAUCGGAACUUACUGGGGAGCCAUCAGCUCCGCCGUCUGCCGCGAAACGGUGGAAAUAGCCGACGCCUCGCUCUUCGCCGGCCCCAAUUUCGACGACGUCGAAACGCUCGGCUUCUCGCUUGCCUACAAGAAGAACAAGGCCAUUAUUGUAGAGCCCGAACGCGUUGUGUUCCCUAAUGGGCCGCGUUUUGGGCCCAUUUUAAUGAAGGACUUCCUUUGGGCUUUGGCCAAGCAACUGAAGCCCAACCCAACUGCUUAUGAGAAUUAUCGCCGGAUUUAUAUUCCGGAGUCGGGUCACGUCCAGUCGGAGCCGGGCGAGGCCUUGCGGGUCAACGUUCUUUUCAAACAUAUCCGAAAGAUGUUAAUGAGUGACAUGACUGUCAUAUCUGAAAGCGGUGACUCUUGGUUUCACUGUCAAAAAUUGAAAUUACCACAAUCAUGCGGGUACGAGGUGCAAUUGCUAUAUGGAUCAAUUGGAUGGUCUCUAGGUGCAACUCUUGGUUAUGCACAAGCCGCACCAGAAAAGCGAGUGGUUCUUUUUAUCGGUGAUGGGAGCUUUCAGAUGUGUCCACAAGAUGUAUCGACAAUGUUAAGAUUGGGACAAAGAAAUAUAAUAUUUUUGAUAAAUAAUGGUGGAUACACCCUUCAAGUAGAGUUUCACGAUGGUCCUUAUACUGUCAUCAAGAAUUGGGACUACACUCUUCUCGUUGAUGCUAUGAACAAUCAUGUUGGCAAAUGUUGGACUACCAAGGUUGAAACGGAAGCAGAGUUAGUGCAAGCAAUUGAAACAUCAAUGAGAGAUCAAAAUGAUUGUUUGUGCUUCAUAGAAGCUAUUGUUCAUAGAGAUGAUACAAGUAAAGAGUUACUUGAAUUUGGGAACACCCUUGAUGCUAUCAUUAGUCGUCCUCCCAAACUUUAGGGAAAAAAAAAGACUCAUCAACUAUAUCGAACCUCACAAUAUUGUGUCAAUAAAGUAACAUGAAUUAUGUCA